Molecule: messenger RNA, 3044 nt
Organism: Pristis pectinata (smalltooth sawfish)
Lineage: Eukaryota; Metazoa; Chordata; Chondrichthyes; Rhinopristiformes; Pristidae
Exons: 4
Coding region: 198-2675 (825 amino acids)
Source: RefSeq, a predicted model, not a curated record
GUUGUCUCUUGGGACGAGCUGAACUGAACUUCAGGAGGAAUCGGCCUUCUGUGAACUUGGUAUCGUGGUGUGUGGUCGUGGGAGGGAGGGAGUGAAUGAAUGAAUGAAUGAAUGAAUGAAUGAAUAAAUGAAUAAAUAAAUGAAGUAAGCGAAGUAUAUUGCCGUAAGGUGCUGCAGGUGGGAAUGUAGAAGGAACGAUGAUAUCCCGGCGAAGUCGUAGACGGUGUACCUGGUGCCUUCUUCUGUGCUGCGCCUUUCUCUCUUUGGCUUGUUUACAGUUUUGCUUCCUUGAGGUGUCUACUCAAACUCACCAUACAUUGGGUCAUGCAAACAAGGACAAGACAACUGCUUAUAAACAGAAUCUUAGCACCAUCGCCACCACGUUGAAAACUUCCAUGUAUGAUGACACCUGUCCAGUUUUCAGGCUGCAGUCGGAGAAAGAGAGACCACAGGAGGAGGUAGCUUGCCUCCGAGCAGAUUUUGUACCAGGUUCUUGUCGCAUCAUGAAAGAGUUGUUUGCUGAUAAAAAACCUGCCAACUGUUCCCACCAGUUCUCGGAUGUGAUUUGUACGAUUACGCAAUAUAAUCUUGAAAAGCCUCAAGCAACCUGUCGGCAUGAUCUGUGCAGCGAAUCAUCCUCUGUAGUAAUAGGAUUGUACAAUGAAGAGGUGGGUGUUAAUCAGUGGCUGAAGUUUAAGUCCACAAUGGAAGUAGUGACGUUUAUUAAUCAAGAGCUGCUAAUGGAUUGGAGGACCUAUCACCAUGGUUACUGUUUUAUACGUUGCCUCAGCCACGAUGGGAGGAAGAUGUCACAGCUUCUUAUUCUACCUCCUGUUUUGCGUGCAGAUCACAGAUCUGCUAACAAACUUAAAAAUGAGCCUUCAUUGAAUGUGAAUAUUUUACUCAUGGAUUCUGUAUCCAGGCACCAUUUUUAUAGAAGUCUGCCAAAAACCAUUGAUGCAUUCAGAAAUCUGAAUACUAAUGUGUUCAAAACUGGACAAGUAUUUGACUUUGAACUGGUUCAAGGUAUAAAAAGCCGGACAUUUGAGUCUCUUCAGGCUCUGUUUGGUGGCGAGUCUUUCAAUCCACUUAAACCAUUCAGUUCAUUUGAUCUGCCACCAAAGGCUGUGGAUUUCAACAAAACACUUGGAAGCUUUAAAAGAUUUGGAUAUGAGACUUUAUAUUUGGAGGACAUGUGCUGGAAGUGGGAUUGGGGUUUGGUGAAAGAACUGAGAGCUCUUAAGAAAAAAGCACCAUUUUCAGAAAGAUCACAGCUGCUUUUGGAAGCAGCCAAGAGAAGUGGAAUUGACAGGAUGGAUGUCUCAUAUUCUAGCUGUGAUAUUCUUCAAGAAAAUGGGGUGAAGGAUAUGUUUCAUGGACCUGCUGCUCUAUGUUACAAUGGUAUCCAUCAACACACCUACCUCUUACAGUAUAUUGAGUACUUUAUCACUCGUUUCUCAUUCCUGCAAAAACCCUUUUUCAGCUUUCUUAUGUUGGACUCCAAUCAUGAAGAUACAGGUCUCAGGUUAAAACAAGUAGAUGAAGACCUGGCUAAACAUGUAACUUUCUUAGCUGAUCAACAAAACACUCUGACCUUCAUUCUUUCAGACCAUGGCAAUAAUUAUGGGCAGUUUGUUUCAAUGACUACAGAAUCUCAAAUAGAGUUAUUCCACACUAUGCUUUUUGUCAUUGUCCCAGAUACAGCAGCUGUCUUGCUGGGUGAAGAGAAGAUUCAAUCCUUGCAUACAAACCAACACAGGUUGAUCAGUCUCCUUGAUAUUCAUCAUACCUUACAAGGUCUUUUGCCACAUGCUGGGGUCAUGAAAGAGAAUGGUGUUGAAUAUGGGAUAAAUAUUGAUGGAUUGCUGAGUCCAGUUUCUCCAAGUAGGACCUGUGACAGCAUUCCAAGGAUUCCUCCAAACUUUUGCAUCUGCCAAGACUUUGAAAAACCGGUAGUGAGUGAUUCUAGUUUUGCUUUGUUUGCUGAAUUUGCACUUGGUCAAAUGAACCAUGAAAUACUUCAACAACAGAUAACUGCAAAAAGAAUUCUCAAAGGAUACCAGGCCUGCCAAAAAUUAAUUGGUAUUAGAUUUGACAAUGUGAAAAUACGUGAAGAGCACAGAAAUGAGACUGUUGUGAAACUUGACCUUUAUGUAAAGGGUUCAGAAAUUACAGGCCAUCAGGAAGAAAAAUACUUAGUAGUUAUAGACUUCAAUAUUCAGGGUGAUGCUUCAAUGACUUUAGUAGGAUUUGACCGUUUGACUCCAUACAGCCCUUAUGAGAUUUGUGCUAAUCAUGAUGUUGAUUUAAGAUUGUGCAUUUGUGAUUUAGAAAAUGUCCAUGAAGCAUCCAUUCCAUAUUGGAAGAAUACUUUGACCUCAUCAGUGUCUUGGAUUGAGAGUAAUUUCAGUUCAAUUCAUGAGAAUUGUCUGUACCUCGUCAAAAGGCAGUAUAGAUCAGGUGUUGUUCUGGCAGUGUUUAAUGCCUGCCCACAUUUGCACUAUGACAUUGAAUUUGACUUCCUGACUGUAAAUAUGUAUUCUUCAUCUGUGAUGCCUGUAAAUAUGACACUUUGGUCAGGAUCAGAAGAGCUCUUGACUGUUGGAUUUCAGAAAACUAAGGGAAAAAUCUGGAAGUAUAAAUAUUCUUUGAAUUACAGAGCAUUCACUUUAUAGAUUAAACCACAUACUAGAUCUCCGUUAAGGAAAACAUCUUCAAUUGAAUGAAAUAUUUGCUGCAACAUCUAUUCCAAUGUGAAUUCGGAUAACCUUUACACUUGUAGUUAAUGUGUAGUGUAUGCCUAGGCAUUGAAAUCAGGACCACAGAAAAGAACCCUACUUCUAGGACAUAAAUCCCAAACCUGCAACACAAACUAUUUAAGAAUAGAAACACAGGCAUGUGACACAAGUCCUGAGUGUUUUUUCUUAAUGACGAGAAAAACAUUUGAAUAGCUUGUGAAGGCAGAUUUUUGGGAAAGCUGUUUUGAACUAUUUAUGACUUUGUUUCAGUUCUAUGGAUUAAAACCUCUUUGUUUUUGUCCCCUA